Molecule: messenger RNA, 3353 nt
Organism: Molossus molossus (Pallas's mastiff bat)
Lineage: Eukaryota; Metazoa; Chordata; Mammalia; Chiroptera; Molossidae
Gene: JUP
Product: junction plakoglobin
Exons: 16
Coding region: 321-2558 (745 amino acids)
Biological process (GO): positive regulation of transcription by RNA polymerase II; cell adhesion
Cellular component (GO): catenin complex; adherens junction
Molecular function (GO): transcription coactivator activity; protein phosphatase binding; cadherin binding
Source: RefSeq, a predicted model, not a curated record
GCCUUGGCCAGAGUCCGGAGCAGCCGCCGCCCGAGCGUGCCGAACAGUUCGCUGCCCGCGCCGGCUCCCAUCCCGGCCCGACCCCUACUCAGCCCGGCCAGGCUCCACACGCAGGUGCGGACAAUCGCGGCAGGCCUGGGUGGGGCCCUAUUGUCUGCGCCCGGCUUGCCCAACUGUGGGGGCCAAGCGCACAUUUUCCCAGCGACGCGGGCCCCACCUGCCGAGCAGGUGAGCACACGGAGUGCACAGGCCCUGUCCUCCAGCUCCCGGAGCCUCAUUGGCACUGUACCUGCGGCGCCUCCCUCCACUCAGCAGCCACCAUGGAGGUGAUGAACCUGAUCGAACAGCCCAUCAAGGUGACAGAGUGGCAGCAGACGUAUACCUAUGACUCGGGCAUUCACUCGGGCGCCAACACCGGCGUGCCCUCCGUCAGCAGCAAGGGCAUCAUGGAGGAGGAGGACGCCUGCGGGCGCCAGUACACACUCAAGAAGACCACUACCUACACCCAGGGGGUACCUCAGAGCCAAGGUGACCUUGAGUACCAGAUGUCCACAACGGCCAGAGCCAAGCGAGUGCGGGAAGCCAUGUGUCCCGGCAUGACAGGGGAGGACAGCUCGCUGCUGCUGGCCACCCAGGUGGAGGGGCAGACCACCAACCUGCAGCGGUUGGCCGAGCCGUCCCAGCUGCUCAAGUCGGCCAUUGUACAUCUCAUCAACUACCAGGACGACGCUGAACUGGCCACCCGGGCCCUGCCUGAGCUCACCAAACUGCUGAACGAUGAGGACCCGGUGGUGGUGACUAAGGCGGCCAUGAUUGUGAAUCAGCUGUCGAAGAAGGAGGCAUCGAGGCGGGCGCUGAUGAGCUCGCCCCAGCUGGUGGCAGCUGUCGUGCGUACCAUGCAGAACACCAGCGACCUGGACACGGCCCGCUGCACCACCAGCAUCCUCCACAACCUCUCCCACCACCGCGAGGGGCUGCUCGCCAUCUUUAAGUCGGGUGGCAUCCCCGCCCUGGUUCGCAUGCUCAGCUCCCCUGUGGAGUCGGUCCUGUUCUACGCCAUCACCACGCUGCACAACCUGCUGCUGUACCAGGAGGGCGCCAAGAUGGCAGUGCGCCUGGCAGACGGGCUGCAGAAGAUGGUGCCCCUGCUCAACAAGAACAACCCCAAGUUCCUGGCCAUCACCACCGACUGCCUGCAGCUGCUGGCCUACGGCAACCAGGAGAGCAAGCUCAUCAUCUUGGCCAACGGAGGACCUCAGGCCCUGGUGCAGAUCAUGCGCAACUACAGUUACGAGAAGCUGCUCUGGACCACCAGCCGCGUGCUCAAGGUGCUGUCGGUGUGUCCCAACAAUAAGCCCGCCAUCGUGGAGGCUGGUGGGAUGCAGGCUCUGGGCAAGCAUCUGACGAGCAACAGCCCCCGCCUCGUGCAGAACUGCCUCUGGACCCUGCGCAAUCUCUCAGAUGUGGCCACCAAGCAGGAGGGACUGGAGAGCGUGCUGAAGAUCCUGGUGAACCAGCUGAGUGUAGACGACGUCAACGUCCUCACCUGUGCCACGGGCACUCUGUCCAACCUGACAUGCAACAAUAGCAAGAACAAGACACUGGUGACGCAGAACAGCGGCGUGGAGGCUCUCAUCCAUGCCAUCCUGCGUGCUGGCGACAAGGAUGACAUCACGGAGCCUGCUGUCUGCGCCCUACGCCACCUCACCAGCCGCCACCCCGAGGCCGAGAUGGCCCAGAACUCUGUGCGCCUCAACUAUGGCAUCCCGGCUAUUGUCAAGCUGCUCAACCAGCCCAACCAGUGGCCACUGGUCAAGGCAACCAUUGGCCUGAUCAGGAAUCUGGCCCUGUGCCCAGCCAACCAUGCCCCACUGCAGGAGGCAGCCGUCAUUCCCCGCCUCGUCCAGCUGCUGGUCAAGGCCCACCAGGAUGCCCAGCGCCACGUGGCUGCAGGCACACAGCAGCCAUACACGGAUGGUGUGAGGAUGGAGGAGAUUGUGGAGGGCUGCACUGGAGCCCUGCACAUCCUCGCCCGGGACCCCAUGAACCGCAUGGAGAUCUUCCGACUCAACACCAUUCCCCUGUUCGUGCAGCUCCUGUACUCCUCGGUGGAGAACAUCCAGCGCGUGGCCGCUGGGGUCCUGUGCGAGCUGGCCCAGGACAAGGAGGCGGCCGACGCCAUUGAUGCUGAAGGGGCCUCGGCCCCGCUCAUGGAGCUGCUGCACUCCCGCAAUGAGGGCACCGCCACCUAUGCGGCGGCCGUCUUGUUCCGCAUCUCCGAGGACAAGAACCCGGAUUACCGGAAGCGCGUGUCGGUGGAGCUCACCAACUCCCUCUUCAAGCACGACCCGGCGGCCUGGGAGGCUGCCCAGAGCAUGAUCCCCAUCAACGAACCCUAUGGAGAUGACAUGGAUGCCACCUACCGCCCCAUGUACUCGAGUGACGUGCCCCUGGACGCCCUGGAGAUGCACAUGGACAUGGACGGGGACUACCCCAUCGACACCUACAGCGAAGGCCUCCGGCCCCCCUACCCCACUGCGGACCACAUGCUGGCCUAGCUGGCUCGACCCCAGUGCGGCUCCUCAUCUGAGAGGCUUGUGCAGACGAUGGGGCAAGACAGAAAAGUGCCUGAGCCUGGGGGACCAGGGCCACGACUUCCUGCCGAACCCCGUGCCUCCAUCGGGUCUGUCUUGGGAUGGUGAUCUGCUCCUGCUUUUCUGUUCUGGGCUGUGGGUCAAUGGCCCAAUACCCCUCCCCCACCCUGUGGCCCCGGCACUAAAGCUUUAGACUCUGUUCCCCCAGUGGUCCCCCCUCCCCUGCCCUGGCUGCCCGUCUCCAGCCGCCUGGGCCUCAUGGGGCUUUGGUUCCUUCUCUGGGUUUCAUUUUCUCAUUGAACUCCACCUGACCAACUGUCCUGAGCCUCCGGGGUCUCCAGGACCCAGGUUCAAGGCCCAAAGCCCCAGAAUCCACAGCUCCUCUUGAAAAGUUCAGGGAGAUGGGACAGAUGUGGAGAGUGAGUCCCCCGCUCCAGGGCCCUGCCUGCUUCUCUCCCCAGGAUGCUCAGUUGGCUUUGUUCCCCUCCCUGGGGGAACUCGGGACAGCUUCCUCACACCCCUGUCCCACCCUCACAACUGCCCUAGCUGACCCCAGAAGUGCUCUUGGCUGACCCCUCUGGUGUGCGGUGAGGGGCUUUCUCUUCCCCUUCCCGUUUCAGCCCACCCCCCACCUCCUGUACAUGGGUGCCGGGGCUAGGGGUGGUCCCUGGGGAGAUUUUUAUUAUUAUCGCUUUAUGUUUUUGGUUAUUGGUUUUUUGUAUAGACCAAAGCAAUGAAAAUAAAACACACACAGAUCCA